UUGAAGUAGACAAUUUUAUUUCAACUAUAUUAAACUACUAUUGACAAUAAAAUUUUUCUCUAAAUAUUUUUAAAAACACAAAUUCCAUGCUACAAGUUACGAUAAAAUAAUUACACAGACAUGGUAAAAAUGAAGAAUUUACUCCUAAUAAGCUGGAAAUAACUUACCAGGAAACAAAAUCGCCAAUAUAUCUUAUUCAUUAGUGUGUUAAUGUACCAAAAAUUAUUGUUAAUUGAUUUUAAAUAAAAGGUUUUAAUGUGUAAAAUACACGACGAAUACUAUAUUAUAUUAGAGCCUUACCUAUAAUGAUCAACUUGUAUUUUUGCAUUUUAUCAGAAAUAAAAGGUGAAAGAGAAUAAUUUACUAAAGUAAAAAUUUUGAUUAAAAUAAUUAACGGAAGUAGGUUUGGAUUUUGUAAAUGGAAAAUUUCCUGAACAAAGAAAGAAAAAAGACUGAUGAAACAAACUUUUGAUUACAGUCUGCCAAGUUGGAGAGUUCAAAAAAAGCUGUAAGUGUAGAAAAAAAUAUAUUUAUAAAUUUUCUUUCAUUAAUAGUUGUAUUCUGCGGUCGUUGAUUGGAACCGCGUCAACAUAUUUUAUUCCACUCGCAUUGUUGUGGGGAAGCGUUUUAUCCUUUGAUUUUCUGGAGCAGUGAUAAAGGCAACCUUAUCCAAAGAGUGCAGCAAUCAAACGUACGUGCGGUGGAGCAUUUAGCAAUUCGCAACGUUAUCCUUUGAUUCCUUUCGUUGUGGGUUUGUCUUUUGUGUCCCGAGUUUAUCCCAAUUGGUGCUGACAACUGCAACAAAUCAAAGAACGCGUUUGGGUAGGUAACUCGAACAAUUUGGAAUUGGGCAUGCCAUGAAGGUGGCAUGUUGCACCCCAGACAUCAAUGUCCCCUAUGUGGGAACCCCAGGAACAAGGUUUUGUUCUCAGGAAGCUCUUGUCUUUCUUCAAAGAUGCAGCAAUUUCAAGCAGCUGAAGCAAGUCCAUGGUAGAAUAAUCCGUUUUGGUCUCACCUAUGACCAAUUGCUUAUUAGGAAGCUUCUUCAGCUUUCUUCUUCUUAUGGUAAAACGAACUAUGCCACUCUGGUAUUUGAUCAACUCAAUGCCCCGGAUUCCUUCACUUGGAAUGUCAUGAUUAGAGCUUAUACUAUUAGUGGUUCCCCUGAAAAGGCACUUCUUUUGUUCAAGGCUAUGCUAUGCCAUGGCUUUGCACCUGACAAAUUUACAUAUCCUUUUGUGAUAAAUGCUUGCAAUGCCUCUUCUGCCCUUGAUUUUGGAAGAGUAACCCAUGCUUUAGCAUUCAAAAUGGGAUUUUGGGGUGAUCUUUAUGUGCAGAACACCAUGAUGAAUCUCUACUUCAAGUGUGAGGAUGUAGAUGGUGGACGGAAGGUGUUUGAUAAAAUGCGUGUUCGAAAUGUGUUCUCGUGGACCACCGUGAUUGCUGGUCUUGCUGCUUAUGGACAAUUGGACGCUGCCCGCAAAUUGUUUGAGCAAAUGCCUUCUAAAAAUGUUGUUUCCUGGACAGCAAUGAUUGAUGGGUAUGUGAAACACAAGCAACCCACUGAAGCUUUUAAUUUGUUUGAAAGAAUGCAUGCCGAUAAUGUGAAGCCAAAUGAAUACACUGUGGUGAGCUUGGUUAAAGCUUGUACUGAAAUGGGUAGCCUCAAGUUGGGUAGAUGGAUUCAUGAUUUUGUUCUCAAGAAUGGGUUUGAGGUUGAUCCUUUCUUGGGUACCGCACUUAUUGACAUGUACAGCAAGUGUGGAAAUCUAGAUCAUGCAAGGACAGUGUUUGGUAUGAUGCAGGUGAGAAACUUGGCUACCUGGAAUACGAUGAUCACUAGCUUGGGUGUGCACGGGUUUAGGAAUGAAGCCAUUUCCCUUUUCGAAGAAAUGGAGAAGGCAAAUGUAGUACCGGAUGCUAUCACAUUUGUAGGUGUUCUGAGUGCCUGUGUUCAUAUGAAUGACCUAGAACAAGGUCAGAAGUAUUUCAAUAUUAUGACAGAUUGUUAUGGUAUAACACCUAUCUUGGAGCACUAUACAUGCAUGGUUGAACUCUAUACUCGCGCUAAUAAGGUGGAUGAAAUUCACACGUUCGGGAACACGAGGGCAUUGUCAAUGGAAGCAAAUCAUAAUGUUGCAGAAUUGCUUCAAGAGAGCAAACUCACUAGUAUAGAUGACAUAAAGAACUUCAUACAAAAGCAUUGUGGGGAUUUCGUUUUAUCAGAACUAGUUUUAGACCAUUCUUCCACAAGCACUCCACUUCAACUCCAGAUCUCAAGUGAGAUGUAGGUUGAUACUAGCCAAACAAGUAGAUGAAUUGUGACUUUAUCACACAAUGCGAGAGCUCCAUGUCACAUUGUCUUCUCAGGAGCUUAGAGAAGUCUGCAUACUAUAUAUAUAGCUAAACGGAUAUCUAUAGUUUAUGUUUAACAUACUAUGGGAUCCAUGAUGAUCUGCGAAGUUUGUCCUAUAAAAUUAAAGAAAAUCACAUUGGAGAAAGUGGGGGGAAAUUUUGGAUCUUACAAUGUAUAUGAAAAUUGUUGUACAUCUUAAGAUUUCCGGCAAAUAUUCUAUCAAAUUAGUAAAUAGGAUCCAACUUGUUUAAAGUGAGCCUCCGAUUUGAGCGGAUACAGUAAGCUUAUGUCUACUAUUAAAUAUUUUAAUCGGUUUUGUUUUGUUAAAUAUGUUAAAAUAUAAAUUAAGAAAAACUGUAAGUCCAUGAUCCUUUUCCCUCUCAUGCACCCUGUAAAUUAAUCUUGAAAAAGUAAUAUUUAAACAUUAAGAUUACAUUGAAUCA
Molecule: messenger RNA, 2799 nt
Organism: Abrus precatorius (Indian licorice)
Lineage: Eukaryota; Viridiplantae; Streptophyta; Magnoliopsida; Fabales; Fabaceae
Product: pentatricopeptide repeat-containing protein At3g26630, chloroplastic-like
Exons: 1
Coding region: 858-2291 (477 amino acids)
Biological process (GO): RNA modification
Molecular function (GO): protein binding; RNA binding
Source: RefSeq, a predicted model, not a curated record